AUUUCGUUCUAGUGUAAAACAAAAACAAACUUUAUUAUCUUUUUAUCUUCUAUAAUCGUGAGUUUGGAAAUUGGAAAUUUAUAAAUUGCUCGAUUGCUCUAAAAACGGUGAAAACUAAUAACUCUAAGUUUCUAUCCAACAAUUAACCGGGUCUUCAUAAUUUAGCACAAUGGUUAAUUCUACCGAACCCAAAUCCGACAGCGACAAGCAAAAGAACACUUUGGAUAUCGGUCUGUUGGAAGAAGACGAUGAAUUCGAAGAGUUCCCAGUGGAAGAGUGGACUAGUCAAGAUGAAGAAGAUAAAGAGGCUAAUGUUUGGGAAGAUAAUUGGGAUGAUGACAAUGUCGAAGAUGAUUUCAGUGUUCAAUUGAGAGCCGAAUUUGAAAAACAAAAUAUUCCUGCUACCUUUUAAGUUUACUGGUCCAUAAUGUGUUGUUUUUGUAUUAAAUACAUGUAUAAACUAAAAUUAUAAAUUCAUACAGCUAAUAUAGCAUUAUUAAUAUUAAUA
This is a messenger RNA of Myzus persicae (green peach aphid), 508 nucleotides long. Its product is annotated as 26S proteasome complex subunit SEM1-like. Gene Ontology annotation, biological process: mRNA export from nucleus; double-strand break repair via homologous recombination; proteasome assembly. Gene Ontology annotation, cellular component: proteasome complex; proteasome regulatory particle, lid subcomplex. The coding region runs from base 170 to 412 and encodes 80 amino acids. The record is from RefSeq and is a predicted model, not a curated record. NCBI's taxonomy places the organism in Eukaryota, Metazoa, Arthropoda, Insecta, Hemiptera, Aphididae. The transcript is spliced from 3 exons.